GUCUCUAAAUAUUUUCACAGUGUAUCUAGACGGCGGCUGCAUCACGUCGUCUUGUGAUUCGCGGCAGCAAGUUUCAGUUUUUGAUUACAGAAUUCUUCGCUUGGACAGUAUAUAGUUGUCAAAUUUCAUCCCAACCGGUUAGUAGAUCAAAUUUGUUAAAGUUCUUCGGAGAGAAAUAUUUGCUAACGAUAGGAGCAGGAAUACAGUGACCGCGAAAUCCAUACAUCUCGUCAAAGUUCUUGCGUUGAAUAAGAAAAAGGAAAAGAUCGUCUUAUCUCACGCACACACACACACACAAAGGACAAACUUCAAGAAGCAUCGUGUAGUGAGAGAAACAAAUCGCAAAAAUAAAAAAAAUAAAAAGAACAAGCGGUAAAUCAGGACACUAACGCAUUCGAGAGGAUUCAGCAGGGAGGCGAAAACGUUCAUCCGGGGACGAGAGAUGCCAGAUUAUAGCGAUUUAGAUCGCCAGAUAGAACAACUGAAACGUUGUGAAAUAAUCAAAGAGAAUGAGGUGAAGGCAUUGUGUGCGAAAGCUCGUGAAAUUCUGGUUGAAGAGGGCAACGUGCAGCGGGUGGAUUCGCCGGUUACGGUUUGUGGUGAUAUACAUGGACAAUUUUAUGAUCUCAAAGAGCUGUUUAAAGUGGGUGGCGAUGUUCCCGAAACAAACUACCUGUUUAUGGGCGAUUUCGUCGACCGAGGCUACUACAGUGUGGAAACGUUCCUGUUGCUGUUGGCGCUGAAGGUCCGAUAUCCGGAUCGCAUAACGCUCAUCCGUGGGAAUCACGAAUCGCGUCAAAUCACCCAAGUGUACGGAUUCUACGACGAAUGCCUCCGAAAAUAUGGCUCGGUGACUGUGUGGCGCUACUGUACGGAAAUUUUCGACUAUCUCUCGUUAUCGGCGAUUAUCGAUGGAAAAAUUUUCUGCGUGCAUGGUGGCCUGUCGCCCUCGAUUCAGUAUUUGGAUCAGAUCCGUUCGAUAGAUCGCAAACAGGAGGUUCCUCACGAUGGACCUAUGUGUGAUCUGCUGUGGAGUGACCCAGAAGACACUCACGGAUGGGGUGUGUCGCCUCGUGGAGCAGGCUAUCUCUUCGGAUCGGAUGUGGUUUCUCAGUUUAAUGCAGCAAACGACAUUGAUAUGAUCUGCCGAGCGCAUCAACUUGUUAUGGAAGGGUACAAGUGGCACUUUAAUGAAACGGUUUUAACUGUAUGGUCAGCACCCAACUAUUGCUACAGAUGCGGAAACGUGGCUGCAAUUUUGGAGCUCAAUGAAAACUUGCAACGUGAUUUUACUAUAUUCGAAGCGGCACCCCAAGAAAGUCGCGGAAUACCGUCAAAGAAACCGCAGGCCGAUUACUUCUUAUAAAAGCAAAUGACGAACGCGCGCGCAGGUUAGCUAGUGUUUUGGUUCUUCAGUUAAAGGCUACUGUUUACUUAAUUGUAACACCAAUUCCAGCUCUAAAUGUCCCUUUUAAAGCCCUUCUGAUAUUGAUUGUGAUCAUGUUCUCGACAUGUCUGUCCUCGAUACUGUUCAGUUUUUUUUUCCUGUUCUAGAACAGUUUUGUAUUAAGGGUUAACUGAAAACUGAACAAAUUUACUUUCUACUAGUUUUAAUGUCAGCUAUUAUUAUUUUUCUUUUAAUCAUCUGUAGAAAAUGUUUUGAGAAUAAGUGAACUUGACUAUAAAAUAAAGCAUACAUCAUAUUUCCUGUGUUAAUGAACAAAGGCAUAAUCAAUCUUUACUACAAAUCAACAUAUAAUCAUUGUGUUUAAGAUAAAACAAAAAGUUCAUUUUCCCUGCCGGUUUUUUUCUCGUAACAAUUCACACUAACUUCAGAACAAAUUUUGUAAAAAGAAAAUAGUAAGAUUGGACAGAGGUCAAGUUAGACAACACACUUUACAACAACUGUAGACUGCCUAUCGAUAAAGUAAAUAAGAGUAAUGAAUGAGAAUAAACCGCGCGAAAUGAUGUAUCAAUAUAACUCGUAUGCAGAUCCCAUAACGACAACAGCAAGUAUUUAUAUAAUUGUAAGACUAAACACUAUAUUAGAACGCGAGGAGCCGAAACACUAUUGGUCCUCAGUUGAAAAUAUGGAAGAAUCGUUUCGUUUUAAAGUGUCUCAUUGAAAACAUUUUUUUCCGAUGUGCCUGUAGAACCACAUUUCACGGAUUCAUCGGAUAGCAGAGAAAGAAGAUACAAGACAACUACAACAGCAAAAUUGACCAGAAACAAGAGGUUCAUUGACUGCAACCACAAACAACACUACAUAGAAAACGAUAUAUAGUAGUAUAAUUGAGCAUAAUUUUCUACGAGCUAAGAUAAUCCGUAUGCUGCAAACAAAACGAAGCACACACCUACAGUUUAUGAAAGUAAUACAGAAAAUAAAUCUUAUAAAAUAAAA
This is a messenger RNA of Toxorhynchites rutilus septentrionalis, 2401 nucleotides long. It is a transcript of the gene Pp4-19C, whose product is annotated as serine/threonine-protein phosphatase 4 catalytic subunit. Gene Ontology annotation, cellular component: cytoplasm; nucleus. Gene Ontology annotation, biological process: double-strand break repair via homologous recombination; peptidyl-serine dephosphorylation. The coding region runs from base 443 to 1366 and encodes 307 amino acids. NCBI's taxonomy places the organism in Eukaryota, Metazoa, Arthropoda, Insecta, Diptera, Culicidae. Gene Ontology annotation, molecular function: protein serine/threonine phosphatase activity. The transcript has 4 exons. The record is from RefSeq and is a predicted model, not a curated record.